AUGAACAAUAGCGAAAACGACCGGCCGGCUUCCCAGCUUAUUGCGGGAUUCGGUUCACCCUCGACACCCUCCGGUGCACAAAGUACUAUGCGGCGCUCGAGUGCUAUGCGGCAAUCUGGUCGAUUCAAGCAAUCCCAGAUUCAAUCUCAUCAGCCCGUCCAUGAUGCGGAAAAGGAAGAGCUCCGCGUGCAACUCAGCACUCUCAAAUACGAGCUGGAGAAUCUCAAACAGGAACGAGAGCUGGAGGCUCUUCGCCAUGAAAAAGAGCUUCGCGAUCUGCAACUGAAGGCUGAUGCAGACUUUCGAAAGGCCCAGAAUGCCGAAUCAGUGGGCAAUCGUGCCACCCAUAAGAGCGAUGCACUUGCGAAAGAACUCAAAGAAACCCAGGACCAGGCGUUGAAUGACAAACUUGCAUUCGAACGCAAGAUUAGAGGCCUUCAGGAUGAAAAUCAAAAUUUGCAAGAAGAGUUCGACGACACGCAAGCUCAGCUUUCCGACCAGGAGCGACAAUUCAAAUAUCAAAUUAACGAACUAGAGACAGUUCGCGCUUCUCUACAAAAGACCAUCGAAGAGUUCCAUACCGAUCUCCAAAAUGCCAGGACCGCACAAGAAGCAACACAAGAAAAACUGUCUCAGCGCGAAGCUGAGGUCGCCGAACUUGAAGCGGAGAAUAUUCGACUGAAGGCGGAAGGAAAUGACGCUGAGGCUCUGACUGUUUUGAAGAGGGAACUUUCUGAACAAGUGAACCACAUUCGGGGAUUAGAGGCAGCAACGCGGGAUCAAACAACGGAGCUGCGUCAUCUUCGCAAAGUCUCGAAGAAUGUAGAGGUUAUCGAAGAACAAAAGAGAUCGGUGGAAAAUCAGCUUCAGCUGAUGAAGGGCUUUGAAGCCGAGCUGAACACAGUGCAAAUUCAAAAGCAAGUUUUGGAGGAUGAGCGACAAUCCUGGACUAGCUUAUUGCAGGACAAUGACCAGCCUGCAGAGUUUGACUCGCCAGAUGCCAUCGUCAGGGCGCUAGUUCAAGGACGAAUUGAGAUUGCCACGCUCCUUGAUCGUCUUGGAACUGUUGAUGCCCAGUUACUGGAAAAGGAUGAGGCUAACAAGAGCCUUGAAAACGACAAAAUCAACCUGCGACAGGAACUGGAGAAGCUACGCGCCGCAGGUGCUGCUUCUGCAGGAGGACCUGGUGCUGUGGAGAGUCGGCUGCGAGCUCGUCUCGAGCGCCAGCGUGCACUCGCAGUGAAAGAAGUUGAAUACUUGCGUGCCCAAUUGAAGACAUUUGACGCAGAAGAGGCUACGAUGAACGAAAAUCAGACGCAGUUUGAUGAACAGAAAGCCGAGCAGAUCGCUCAACUUCAACAGCUCGUUGAUGAAUAUCGCGCCGAGCUUCACAAAGUCCACGAAGAGCUCUCCAAGCAGGAGGCACCGAAGGAAGAUGAAGCCCAAGCCAGGGGUGUCAAGCGGCCUCUGUCCCCGGGUGAUAGCGAGGCUGAAAGCGAGCGUCUCGCCGUACUCACCCGCAAAAAUCGCAAGCUCCAAGAACAUCUUACCAAGUCAGAUCAGGCUACCACUCUUGCUCGUAAGGAACUCGAGGCGGCCAAGUCGCAGAUCAAGUCACUGAAAGCCAAGUCCCGCACACGGGUUCUUGAACUACGUGAUAACCCAACAACUCAGACCGAGAAAAUCAAGAUGACCACUCUCGCAGCUCUUCAAGCUACAAACAACGACCUAAUGGCCCAGCUUCGUGGUGGUCAUCACAAUGUCAAGGUUGUUCCAGUCAGCGCCCUGGAAAGCAUUAAGUUGGAAAUGCAAGAUAUGGAACGCACUGUCGCCGAUAAAGAGAAGCGCAUGCGCCGAUUGAAGGAAAUCUGGACAGCCAAGUCCUCCGAGUUCCGGGAAGCCGUUGCCUCUCUACUCGGAUUCAAGCUUGAUUUCUUGCCUAAUGGCAGAGUCCGUGUCACUUCGAUGUUCCACCUCUCCUCUGCAUACCGACACGGUGACAGCGAUGCCCCAUCUGAUUCUGGUCCCGGCAGUAUGGGCAACGGCGAAGAAAACUCCAUUGUCUUUGAUGGCGAGAAUGGCACCAUGAAGGUCUCCGGCGGACCUAACAGUCUGUUUGCCAUGGAACUCAAACCUCUUAUCAAAUUCUGGGUGGAGGAAAGAAAGGACAUCCCCUGUUUCCUGGCAGCAAUGACCCUGGACUUUUAUGACAAGACUACCCGUGCUGCGCGGAUGUGA
Messenger RNA from Penicillium paradoxum, 2238 nucleotides. Its product is annotated as coiled-coil domain-containing protein MAD1. Gene Ontology annotation, cellular component: mitotic spindle; nuclear envelope; kinetochore. Gene Ontology annotation, biological process: attachment of mitotic spindle microtubules to kinetochore; mitotic spindle assembly checkpoint signaling. Bases 1 to 2238 code for a protein of 745 amino acids. Lineage: Eukaryota; Fungi; Ascomycota; Eurotiomycetes; Eurotiales; Aspergillaceae. The record is from RefSeq and is a predicted model, not a curated record. The transcript has 3 exons.